Messenger RNA from Pongo pygmaeus (Bornean orangutan), 429 nucleotides. Its product is annotated as small ribosomal subunit protein eS12-like. Gene Ontology annotation, cellular component: ribosome. Lineage: Eukaryota; Metazoa; Chordata; Mammalia; Primates; Hominidae. Gene Ontology annotation, molecular function: structural constituent of ribosome. The transcript has a single exon. The record is from RefSeq and is a predicted model, not a curated record. Gene Ontology annotation, biological process: translation. The coding region runs from base 4 to 429 and encodes 141 amino acids.
GCCAUGGCCAAGGAAGGCAUUGCUGCUGGAGGUGUAAUGGACGUUAAUACUGCUUUACAAGAGGUGCUGAAGACUGCCCUCAUCCACGAUGGCCUAGCACGUGGAAUCCGCGAAGCUGCCAAACCCUUAGACAAGCGCCAAGCCCAUCUUUAUGUGCUUGCAUCCAACUGUGAUGAGACUGUGUAUGUCAAGUUGGCGGAAGCCAUUUGUGCUAAACACCAAAUCAACUUCAUUAAGGUUGAUGGCAACAAGAAACUAGGGGAAUGGGUAGGCCUCUGUAAAAUUGACAGAGAGGGGAAACCUGGUAAAGUGGUUGGUUGCAGUUGUGUAGUAGUUAAGGACUAUGGCAUCCUUGCUAUAUGGCAUCCUUGCUAUGGCAUCCUCAGGCCAAGGAUGUCCCUCGAAGAGUACUUCAAAUGCAAGAAAUGA